UCACUUUUAAAAUUGAAAAUUUCCCGCCAGUUCCUUCCCCGUACGUCCCGACGUUGCAGAGUACGGAACCCGGAAGACAGAUGCAGGCAUCGGCCAAAGAACAUUGUCAGGGACACUGCAGGAGGGACAUCGCGGGAGCCCAGGACAAGGUAAGUGACGAAGAGAUCCCGGAGCAGCGCUGCAGUGGUAUUCCCGAGUGUAGCUUGGGGUUACCGCUUGUGGUACUGAAACUUUACCCCGAGCUACACUCGGGAAUACCGCCAGGGGGGUUAAUGACCGCC
Staurois parvus is the source of this 281-nucleotide messenger RNA. NCBI's taxonomy places the organism in Eukaryota, Metazoa, Chordata, Amphibia, Anura, Ranidae. The record is from the annotation of a GenBank genome assembly.